Molecule: messenger RNA, 804 nt
Organism: Bombyx mandarina (wild silkworm)
Lineage: Eukaryota; Metazoa; Arthropoda; Insecta; Lepidoptera; Bombycidae
Product: trypsin delta
Biological process (GO): proteolysis
Molecular function (GO): serine-type endopeptidase activity
Source: RefSeq, a predicted model, not a curated record
AUGAAGUCAAAUAUUUGUGCCGCUUUUGUUUUUUUCACUUUCUCGACUACUGCUUCAGCAUUGCCAACAUCGGCAACUUCAAGUGAUCUACCAUCAAGAAUAGUGAAUGGUUUUCCGAUUGAUAUAACUGAAAUUCCGUACCAAGCUUCCUUGAGACGGAGCGUGGCGUCAGGAUGGGCACAUUCCUGUGGAGCUGUGAUCAUUAGCAACAAUGCGGUAUUGACGGCUGCACACUGUGUUGAUUCCUAUGUCUUAGAUCCGUCAGUUUUAAAAGUAGUCGUUGGAACAUCGUACCGACUUUCAGGAGGACAAUCGUAUAUGAUAUCGAGAAUCAUUGCUCAUGAACAGUAUUUACAAUCUACUUUAGAAAAUGACAUUGCUGUUGUAGGAACAUCUAAAACAAUGACUUUCAGUGCAAGUGUUAAUUCCGUUGCUAUUGCUUCAUCAACUUUAUCUUUACCGAUCGGAUCUGAAGCACUUGUAUCUGGAUAUGGGACAACAUCAUACGAAGGCACCACAUCAUCUGUCCUUCAAGCUGCUAAAGUCAAAGUUAUCGCUCAAGAAACGUGUGCUCGGGCGUAUUUGCGGAUUACCCCGAUUACCUCUGGAAUGUUAUGUGCCAACGCUACCCAGCCACCAAGGGAUGCCUGCCAAGGGGACUCGGGUGGUCCUUUAGUAGCAGACAACGUUCUAGUCGGUGUCGUGUCCUGGGGUGAAGGCUGCGCUGAUGCUUUAUACCCAGGAGUCUACACAAGGGUUUCUGAAUAUAAUUCAUGGAUUGUACGCAAUGUUGGACUUUUAUAA